GCUGGGAAGGACGAAGGCAGCGGAAAAUGGCGCCACGCAGGCCGGCCAGUCCUAAGAGCCUGGUGCCCUGUGCUGCCGCUCUGCUCCUCGCUCUGGGCGUAGAAAGGGCUCUGGCGCUACCCGAGAUAUGCAUCCAGUGUCCAGGGAGUGUGCAAAAUUUGUCAGAAGUGGCUCUUUUUUGUAAGCAGACACCGAAACUAAUGUUGCAUGCCCGUUGCUGCCUGAAUCAGGAGGGCACCAUCUUGGGGCUGGAUCUCCAGAACUGUUCUUUGAAGGACCCUGGACCAAAUUUCCCUCAAGCAUAUACAGCUAUCAUUGUAGACCUGCAAGAAAACCCCCUCAAGGAUGACUUGAUUAACAGAUUUCGUGGCUUCACUCAGCUCCAGACUCUGGUGCUGCCACAAGAUGUUAACUGUCCUGGAGGUAUUAGUGCCUGGAAUACUAUUAGCACUUACAAUGACAGUCAAACCUGCCGAGGGCAAAGGAACCUUUGCAAUAACACUGGAGACCCAGAAAUGUGUCCUGAGAAUGGAUCUUGUGCACCUGAUGGUCCAGGUCUCUUGCAGUGUCUUUGCGCUGAUGGUUUCCAUGGCUACAAGUGUAUGCGCCAGGGCUCCUUCUCUCUAAUUGUGUUCUUCGGGAUUCUGGGAUCCACCACACUAUCCAUCUGUAUCCUGCUAUGGGGAACCCAACGCCGAAAAGCCAAGGCUUCAUGAAUACGUGUGUCUCCCUAGUGAACAUCUGAUCUAUCUUAGCCCAGCUUGGGAGCUCUGCUCCCUAGACUGGCAUCGUU
Messenger RNA from Orycteropus afer afer, 793 nucleotides. It is a transcript of the gene ATRAID, whose product is annotated as all-trans retinoic acid induced differentiation factor. The record is from RefSeq and is a predicted model, not a curated record. Gene Ontology annotation, cellular component: intracellular membrane-bounded organelle. Gene Ontology annotation, biological process: positive regulation of osteoblast differentiation. NCBI's taxonomy places the organism in Eukaryota, Metazoa, Chordata, Mammalia, Tubulidentata, Orycteropodidae.